CGACCUGGGGAGCGAGCUGGAGGGAUCUGGGGAGCGUGCAAAGACCUCUAGCUCGAACGCGAGGGACCUCCCGCCGGGAUGCCUGGGGAGCAGAUGGACCCUACUGGAAGUCAGUUGGAUUCAGAUUUCUCUCAGCAAGAUACUCCUUGCCUGAUAAUUGAAGAUUCUCAGCCUGAAAGCCAGGUUCUAGAAGAUAAUUCCGGUUCUCACUUCAGUGUGCUAUCUAGACACCUUCCUAAUCUACAGACACACAAAGAGAACCCUGUGUUGGAUCUUAUGUCCAAUCCUGAACAGACAGCUGGAGAAGAACAAGGAGACAAUAAUAGUGAGUUCCGUGAACAUUUGGAAGAAAACAAGGCUGCAGAGCCUGUAGAUUCUUCUCAGCUGGGCACAUGUGGUUCCAUCAGUCAGGUCAUUGAACAGUUGCCUCAGCCAAAUAGGACAAGCAGUGUUCUGGGAAUGUCAGUGGAAUCUGCUUCUGUGGGUGAAGAGAAGGAAGAAGAGGUGGAAGAGAAGGAGAAAGAGGAGAAGGAAGAAGAUGGUACCACACAUUCCAUAGGUGAUGAAGAUCCUGCCUCAUCACAGUUGGGCUUUGGAGUUUUGGAACUCUCCCAGAGCCAGGAUGUUGAAGAGCAUACUGUGCCAUAUGAAGUAAACAAAGAACGCCUACAGUCAGUAACUGCUACUGACUCUGGUUAUACCAGGCUGUCUGAUGUGGAUGCUAACAUUGUUAAGUGUGGAGAACAGUCCAGUGAAGAUAUCCUCGUGGCAGGACCACCUAGCAAGGAUGAGCCCAUGAUAAUAGAGCCCAGUAAGGAAGCACACGUAGUAGAAGAGCAAAAUCCACAACCUGCUAGGCCAGAGGCCAUGCCUUCUAGUCCCAAAGUAUCUCUUGCUGCUGCGGAAUCUGCUCGGGAACUUCUGGAAGGGGAACUCCAGAUUCAGAAGUCACCAGAGCCUGAGAUUUUGUCAACUCAGGAAGACUUGUUUGACCAGAGCAAUAAAACAGCCUCUGAUAGUUGCUCAACUCCUUCAAGGGAGGAAGGUGGAUGCUCUCUGGCCUCCACACCUGCCACCACUCUGCACCUCCUGCAGCUUUCUGGUCAGAGGUCCCUUGUUCAGGAGAGUCUUUCCACGAAUUCCUCAGAUCUUGUUGCUCCUUCCCCUGAUGCUUUCCGAUCUACCCCUUUUAUCGUACCUAGCAGUCCCACAGAGCAAGGAGGGAGAAAAGAUGAGCCGAUGGACAUGUCAGUGUUACCUGAAGAAGGGGGAGAACCUUUUCAGAAGAAACUCGAUGAUGAACCAGUGGAGUUAGAAAACCCACCUGAGCCAACUGUUUCACCACAAGCCUCUACACCAGUAUCUCAGAGCAUGCCAGUCUUCACUCCUGGGUCACUUACUGUCCCAUCCCAGCCUGAAUUUUCUCAUGACAUUUUCAUUCCGUCUCCAAGUUUGGAAGAAGGAUCAAAUGAUGGAAAGAAAGAUGCAGACUUGCAUAGUUCAUCUUUGACUGUGGAGUGUUCUAAAACCUCAGACAUUGAGCCAAAGAAUUCCACUGAGGAUCUUGGGCUUUCUUUGACAGGGGAUUCUUGCAAGUUGAUGCUUUCAACGAGUGAGUAUAGUCAGUCUCCAAAGAUAGAGAACUUGACUUCCCAUAGGAUUGAUGAAGAUGGAGAAAACACACAGAUUGAGAAUACUGAGCCCAUGUCUCCAGUUCUCAAUUCUAAACUUGUCCCCACUGAAAAUGACGGUAUCUUAAUGCAUCCAGCACAGGAUGACAAAGUAGACCUGGGUCAUAAUGAUGACAAAACAAAGGAAGAUGAUACAGAGACCAGAGAUGACAUUAAUAUUUUAGCUACUGGUUGCAAAGGCAGAGAAGAGACUGUAGCAGAAGACAUUUGUAUUGAUCUCACUUGUGAUUCAGGAAGUCAGGCAGUUCCUUCUCCAGCUACUCGAUCUGAGGCACUCUCUAGUGUGUUAGAUCAGGAGGAAGCUAUUGAAAUUAAAGACCACCAUCCAGAGGAGGGGUCUUCAGGGUCUGAGGUAGAAGAAAUCCCUGAAACUCCUUGUGAAAGUCAAGAAGAACCCAAAGAAGAAAAUAAGGAGAGCACACCAUUUCAUCUUUCUUUAACUGAAACUCAGUCUCAAGGGUUGUGUCUUCAAAAUGAAAUCUCAAAACAAGAAUGUCAGGAAGCUAUGGAAAUUGAAACCAGUGUGAUUAGUAUUGACUCUCCCCAAAAGCUGCCAGUGCUUGACCAAGAAUUGGAACACAAAGAUCAGGAAGCUUGGGAAGAAGCUACUUCAGAGGACUCGAGUGUUGUCAUUGUAGAUGUGAAGAAUCCAUCCCCCAGAGUUGAUGUUUCUUCUGAACCAUUGGAGGGAAUGGAAAAAUGCUCAGAUUCACAGUCCUGGGAGGAUGUUGCUCCAGAACUAGAACCUAGUGCUGAGAAUAGACCAGAUAUCCAGGAGGAAAAGAGUGUAGAAUAUGAAGAUCGGAAAUCACUAACUUCAGAAAAGGAACCUGUAGAGGAAGACUCUCCACAGUCCCCUUUGCCUUCAGUGAGAGCAGAUGAUACUCCAAGACCUGACCAGGAAAUGCAGCAACCCCAUCCUCAAGAGAAAACAGGUGAUGCAUUAACAGAAGACUCAAAAAUGGCUGAUGCAAAGCAGUUGGGCUCUGGAGUAGAGGCCCAGCAACUGGAGAAGGCCUCUGCCCAUGCCUCACAAAGCUUCUGUGAAAACUCCAGUGAAACUCCAUUUCAUUUCACUUUGCCUAAAGAAGGUGAUAUUAUCCCACCCUUGACUGGCACAACCCCACCUCUCAUUGGGCACCUUAAAUUGGAACCCAAGAGACACAGUACUCCUAUUGGUAUUAGCAAGUAUCCAGAAAGCACUGUAACAACCAGUGAUGUCAUGUCUGAAAGCAUGGUGGAGACUAAUGAUCCCAUUCUUGGGAGUGAAAAAGGGGAUUCUGAGGCUGCCCCAGAAGUAGAUGAUAAAUUAUGCCUAAGAAUGAAACUGGUCAGUCCUGAAACUGAGACUAGUGAAGAGUCUUUGCAAUUUAGCCUGGAAAAGCCUGCAAAUGGUGAAAGAAAAACUGCUGUUGCUGAGGCUGUUGCCAGUCCUCAGAAGACGAUGUCUGUAUUUAGCGGUAUCUGUGAAGCCAGGCAAGAGGAUGAGGCACGAACGCAGGAAACUCACUCUGUACCCAUCAGGGGGAAUUUGCUCUGUUUUCCAAGUACUCAAGAAGAAGUGGAGAAGGAAGAAUUAGAGGGUGACCAAAGGACUAGUCAGAGUCAGCAGCCUUUGAAACCCUUUAGCGUUACCCAGGACUCUGCUUCUCCAGCUUCCCAGCAGAUGGCCAUGCAGGGGCCAUCAAGUCCUCAAGGAGAAGCAAUGGAGACUGAUGUACCAGAAGGACAGAAAGAAGGACAGAAUACCAAUCAGGAAAAACUUAGUAAGGCCUUGGUUGAAAGGCCUAGCCAAAAUAACAUAGGAAUCCAGACCAUGGAGUGUUUCCCAUGGGCCCCAGAAACUGUUACAGCAGCAACCCAGACUGUGAAGAAUGUGUGUGAGCAGGGGACCAGUACCAUGGACCAGAACUCUGGAAAACAAGAUGCUACAGUUCAGACUGAGAAGGGGAGUGGUGAGAAAUUGGCCAGUGCUCCUGGGGAUGAUACAGAGUCACUUCAUAGCCAGGGAGAGGAAGAAUUUGAUAUGCCUCAGCCUCCACAUGGCCAUGUCUUGCAUCGCCACAUGCGAACAAUCCGUGAAGUACGCACACUUGUCACUCGUGUCAUCACAGAUGUGUAUUAUGUGGAUGGGACAGAAGUAGAAAGAAAAGUAACUGAGGAGACUGAAGAACCAGUUGUAGAAUGUCAGGAGUGUGAAACUGAAGUUUCCCCUUCACAGACUGGGGGCUCCUCAGGUGACCUGGGGGAUAUCAGCUCAUUCUCCUCCAAAGCAUCCAGCUUACAUCGCACAUCAAGUGGGACGAGUCUCUCAGCCAUGCACAGCAGUGGCAGCUCAGGAAGAGGAGCCGGACCACUCAAAGGGAAAACCAGCGGGACAGAACCCGCAGAUUUUGCCUUACCCAGCUCUCGAGGAGGCCCAGGAAAACUGAGUCCUAGAAAAGGGGUCAGUCAGACAGGGGCGCCAGUGUGUGAGGAGGAUGGUGAUGCAGGCCUUGGCAUCAGACAGGGAGGGAAGGCUCCCGUCACGCCUCGUGGGCGCGGGCGAAGGGGCCGCCCACCUUCUCGGACCACUGGAACCAGAGAAACAGCUGUACCUGGCCCCUUGAGCAUAGAAGACAUUUCAUCCAACAUGUCAUCAGAUGAUAAAUCCUUCACCCGUAUUGUGCCCCGAGUAUCAGACUCCACCAGACGAACAGACAUGAAUACUGGUGCUUUGCGUCGCAGCGACUCUCCAGAGAUUCCGUUUCAGGCUGCUGCUGGCCCCUCUGAUGGCUUAGAUACCUCCUCUCCAGGGAAUAGCUUUGUAGGGCUUCGAGUUGUAGCCAAAUGGUCAUCCAAUGGCUAUUUUUACUCUGGGAAAAUCACACGAGAUGUUGGAGCUGGGAAGUAUAAAUUGCUGUUUGAUGAUGGGUACGAGUGUGAUGUGUUGGGCAAAGACAUUCUAUUGUGUGACCCCAUCCCGCUGGAUACUGAAGUGACUGCCCUCUCGGAGGAUGAGUAUUUCAGUGCAGGAGUGGUGAAAGGGCAUAGGAAGGAGUCUGGGGAGCUGUACUACAGCAUUGAAAAAGAAGGCCAGCGGAAGUGGUAUAAGCGAAUGGCUGUCAUCUUGUCCUUAGAGCAAGGCAACAGACUGAGAGAACAAUAUGGACUUGGCCCAUAUGAAGCAGUAACACCCCUCACCAAAGCAGCAGAUAUCAGCUUAGACAAUUUGGUGGAAGGGAAGCGGAAACGGCGCAGUAACGUCAGUUCCCCAGCCACCCCCACUGCCUCUAGUAGCAGCAGCACAACUCCUACCCGUAAGAUCACAGAAAGCCCUCGUGCCUCCAUGGGAGUUCUCUCAGGCAAAAGAAAACUUAUCACUUCUGAAGAGGAGCGGUCCCCUGCCAAACGUGGCCGAAAGUCUGCCACUCUGAAACCUGGUGCAGUGGGGGCAGGAGAGUUUGUGAGCCCUUGUGAAAGUGGAGACAACUUGGGUGAGCUCUCUGUCCUGGAAGAGCAGAGAGGACCUUUGCCCCUCAACAAGACCUUGUUUCUGGGCUAUGCCUUUCUCCUCACCAUGGCCACAACCAGUGACAAGUUGGCCAGCCGCUCCAAACUGCCAGACGGUCCUUCAGGAAGCAGUGAAGAAGAGGAGGAAUUUUUAGAAAUUCCUCCUUUCAACAAGCAAUAUACAGAAUCCCAGCUUCGAGCAGGAGCUGGCUAUAUCCUUGAAGACUUCAAUGAAGCCCAGUGUAACACAGCCUACCAGUGUCUCCUAAUUGCGGAUCAGCAUUGUCGAACCCGAAAGUACUUCUUGUGCCUUGCCAGUGGAAUUCCUUGUGUAUCUCAUGUCUGGGUCCAUGACAGUUGCCAUGCCAACCAGCUCCAGAACUACCGCAAUUAUUUGUUGCCAGCUGGGUACAGCCUUGAAGAGCAAAGAAUUCUGGAUUGGCAACCCCGAGAAAAACCCUUCCAGAAUCUGAAGGUACUGUUGGUAUCAGAUCAACAACAAAACUUUCUGGAGCUCUGGUCUGAGAUCCUCAUGACUGGGGGGGCAGCCUCUGUGAAGCAGCACCAUUCAAGUGCCCAUAACAAAGAUAUUGCUUUGGGGGUAUUUGAUGUGGUGGUGACAGACCCCUCAUGCCCAGCCUCGGUGCUGAAGUGUGCUGAAGCAUUGCAGCUGCCUGUGGUGUCACAAGAGUGGGUGAUCCAGUGUCUCAUUGUUGGGGACAGAAUUGGAUUCAAGCAACACCCAAAAUAUAAACACGAUUAUGUUUCUCGCUAA
This is a messenger RNA of Orycteropus afer afer, 5958 nucleotides long. NCBI's taxonomy places the organism in Eukaryota, Metazoa, Chordata, Mammalia, Tubulidentata, Orycteropodidae. The record is from RefSeq and is a predicted model, not a curated record.